Molecule: messenger RNA, 1208 nt
Organism: Colias croceus (clouded yellow)
Lineage: Eukaryota; Metazoa; Arthropoda; Insecta; Lepidoptera; Pieridae
Gene: alc
Product: 5'-AMP-activated protein kinase subunit beta-1
Exons: 5
Coding region: 203-1048 (281 amino acids)
Biological process (GO): signal transduction
Cellular component (GO): nucleus; cytoplasm; nucleotide-activated protein kinase complex
Molecular function (GO): protein kinase binding
Source: RefSeq, a predicted model, not a curated record
AAUAUUUAUUUUUAUUUUUGUUUUUAUCCGACCAUAUAAAAUAAUAAUUUCCUUUCAAUUAAUCAAAUUACCAAUAUCAAUUCUUUAACAGAUACCAUUGAAUAAUACUAUCAUCCAGUAACUAGACAGAUUCUUUGUGUGCAAUAAAAUUGUUCUAUUUUCAAGGUUCUGUGCUAAUUCUUGUUAGUACGUACCUAUUAGGAUGGGUAAUGCGGGAAGUAACCAUCCAAAGGAAUGGAGUAAAGAUCAACCACACAAACAAGCUGAAACAGGUCCAUCAUCUCCUGCUAAAGAAGGAGAGGCAUUUACGUUUGACAAAAAAAUAGAUGACGAUAGAGUUGGAAGGGAAGAUGAUAAUAACAUUGAAGAUGGUGCACCAUACUAUACAAAAGCACUGCCUGAACAUGACGUCGAGCAACCAGAAAUUCGUGAGAGGUCAAAUACUUUAACAGACAGCAGUAAAACUAUUGAAGAUGUAAAAGUAUUGCCGACUGUAUUUAAAUGGGAGGGUGGUGGUAAACAGGUUUUCAUCAGUGGCACAUUUACUGAUUGGAAAACCAUACCUAUGGUUAGAUCUCAUAGAGACUUUGUAACUAUAAUUGAUUUACCAGAAGGUGAGCACCAGUAUAAGUAUUUUGUAGAUGGAGAAUGGAGACAUGACCCAUCAGUAAAGCUAGUUGAUAAUGGAAUGGGAUCUAAAAACAACUUAGUGACAGUGAAGAUGUCUGAUUUUGAGGUGUUCCAAGCUCUUGCAAAAGAUAGUGAAGGUGUACAUAGUAGUGCUCAGACUGAAUAUUCUCAGGAAAUACCUCAAUCUAAGCCUUGGGAAAAAGUAUCUGGACCUCCUAUAUUACCUCCACAUCUUUUGCAAGUCAUACUCAAUAAGGAUACACCCCUUUCAUGUGAGCCAACACUGCUACCGGAGCCAAAUCAUGUGAUGCUAAAUCAUUUAUAUGCUCUGUCUAUCAAAGAUGGAGUUAUGGUGCUAUCUGCUACACAUAGAUAUAGGAAGAAGUAUGUUACAACACUGCUGUACAAACCUAUUUAAAGUCAAAUAUAUAUUGUACUUAGUUAAAUAGUACAUAGUUGUAAAAUACUGAAUAAUAAUUACUUCACAAAGGCUUUAUGAAUUGUGAUUAUAAUGUAUUAGAUAAUGUUUAAAGAGCUAUGGUAAAAUAUUAAUUUGUUUGCAGAAAUAAAAUUUAAUU